AUGGCGAAACGCGCGCCCAAACGACAGCGAGUCAACGACUCGGAUAGCGAGACACUGGCUCCAAUCCUCGCUGCUGCGAGCUACGAGAGGCUGCACGACCUCGACUCCCACUCGGCGGCGUUCAAGCUCUCCCUUCAGAUCACGAAGAACACCAAUCUCACCGGUCUGCCUCUCAUGGAGCGCGCCAAUGUUGUCCAGAUUGUGUCGUACUACGUCAGAGCCGAGCGGGCGAUGCGCUGCAUGAAUAGCGGUUCCUGGCCCGACUCUGAGCGGCAUAAUCGAGGCCUGCGCGAGCGAGACCUGGCCAGCGUGUUUAGCAGCGAGGUCGGGGUCCUGUUCACCAGCCUACAGGAUGGCGCGCACAGCCAGAGCGUCUACAGCCGCAAGUUUAGCACCAUCGACACCAUGCGACGCAUCUUGCAGCUCAUCCUGAGCACCGACAUAUUCCUCCGACACGAGCUCUUCGAGGACAGCGAUCUUCCUCGCGGCACCCAGCUUGGCACUCAGUGGUGGGGAAGAGAACUGAUUGAGGUUGCCUUCCGGUUCUCCCAGAAGGAGCUCCCGCUGCUGAGGGAGGAGGGGGAAGGGCUGUUCGUCCGCCGGCUCGAGGAGGCCAGCGCCUUGGCCAAGCGGAACGCUGUGCUGCCUGAGAUCGACUAUGUGCUUGACCUCAUCCGCGGUGUUCAGCCUCGUCCGAAGAAUAAGGACCAGCGCAGGGAGUUCUUCCGCGCGCGCACCUUCACGACCACCGACGACGAGCGCACGCUCAAAAAGGCCACGGCGUUCGUGCACAAGGCUGACAUCAAGUCGCUGGCAAAGCUGCUCGCCGGCGCGGCAGAGCGGCACCCGGACGUCGCGCAGGAGAUCGUAGACCACGCCGAGGUGAAGAAGCAACUUGCGGCGAUUGAAGCCAGAUACCAGAAGAAAUAUGAUAUCAUGCUGAUUAACGCCCGCUUCGGGAAGUGCCGCGACCUGCUCGAACGCACGCGCGCGCACCGGUUGCGCGAGAUCAAGGCUGGCGCGCGCGCGGACACCCCGUACGAGGUCAAGGCCGCCAUCGUGGACGCCAUGAUCCGCAUCUUCGACUGCGUCCUCUCUCUCGGAGGCCAAAUCGGGGCGGAGAUGCGCGCCAAGGACGGCGCUGGCGUGCGGCCGGCGCCGUUGACGCUGUUCUACGGCGAGAUGCUCGUGGGCGCGCUGCUCGUCCUCCGCCUGCCCGAGUUUGAGCGCCUCCGGGUGUCCGGCUACGUCGUGGCCGCGGACAAGGGGCUCAACGGCAAGGGCAACCGCUCCGCCUCGGCGCUCGCGCGCGACAUCGAGCGCGGGCUAGACAACAUGCUGAGGGCGCUCGAGGCGAUGGGGGACAUCUUCGUGCUUGCGGUCGAGGCGAGGGCGGGCGGCGGGCGCAUGGGGCGGAACAUCCGCCAGAUUGUCGACGACUAUAACUGGGGCGAGAGGAUGCUCUCUUUGCUCGGGACGUUCUCGGACGAAGACUGGCAACUGCUGGCCGAGGAGGAUUACGACGCAGUCAUUGCGCACUUGGAGUUGUGUGCCCGCCGGACAGGCGACUACUGCGCUCUGGAGGAGGUGGGAGAGGCUGUGCGGGUUAUUUCCAACCACGCCGCCAUGCCAACCGUUCCAGCGAAGCGCGCGCGCACCUCACAGCCCGAGGGCCCCACAUCGAGCCCCAGUACCGUCGCGAGCACCUCGACACAGGCGAAAGCAAGCAAGCGAAAGGCGAUCGCCGCGCAGCUGGACGACGCGCCGCGCGCCGACGUGCUCAACCUCCUGCUCGACGAGGCGCUCGCUGACCCCGCCGUGCAGGGCAGGAUCAACGACUACGCCGAGGCGAAGCGGCGGGCGGCCGCGGCGCGCGUUGAGGACUUUGACCACUACUCCAAGUCGGCGUGGAGGGACAUCAACGUGACGUACAAGCGACUGCGGUGCUCCGAGCAAUACAACAAGGCGUUCGCCGUUGCCCAUUCCAUCGAACGCAGCCUGGACGACAUGGUGCGCCGGUCGCGCGGGGCAAGCUACGGCACGAAACUGUCGGCAGUCGAGACGAUGCGCAAGAUCUUCAAGUCGGUGUGUCUCAGCGCUGGGGGGGAGAUUCCGAAGGGCGUGCACCGGGCCGCCCUUGACGGCAUGUGGGAGAACAAGAUGCUCGCUGUGCUCCGUACUUUCUCGGAGGACGAGUGGCAGCGCUUGAGGCAGCAUGAGGACGGGGGAUGGGUCGACAAGCGUGGCGAGCUGUGCGGUAUCUGUCAUCGCGCCGAGGUGUUGGAAGGGAUCGAUGACGCGUAUAUCUUCGUGCGGGAGAAGACUGGGCUCGAGGCAGACGAUCUUGAGGCGGAUGAGGAGUGGGAGAAGGAGUGGGAGAGGCGGUUACAUGUACCAUAG
Molecule: messenger RNA, 2400 nt
Organism: Vanrija pseudolonga
Lineage: Eukaryota; Fungi; Basidiomycota; Tremellomycetes; Trichosporonales; Trichosporonaceae
Exons: 11
Coding region: 1-2400 (799 amino acids)
Source: RefSeq, a predicted model, not a curated record